This is a messenger RNA of Ochotona princeps (American pika), 845 nucleotides long. RefSeq names its product myosin light chain 11 (gene MYL11). The record is from RefSeq and is a predicted model, not a curated record. Gene Ontology annotation, cellular component: cytoplasm. Gene Ontology annotation, biological process: skeletal muscle tissue development. Bases 240 to 752 code for a protein of 170 amino acids. The transcript has 8 exons. NCBI's taxonomy places the organism in Eukaryota, Metazoa, Chordata, Mammalia, Lagomorpha, Ochotonidae. Gene Ontology annotation, molecular function: calcium ion binding.
UGGGCGCCUCUAGGCUACAGAGUGGUAGGAAGAGAGCCAAUGAAAAAGGGAGCAGGCGGAGGUCGAAUUAACAAUGAGCGCUGACGGUAACAGACAGCAUCCGCAGCCAAUCGGAAGAGCUGAGGAAUUAUUUUAUUUUCCCAAGAUGGUCAAGAGGGAAUGGCAGCUGGGGAAGGCGGGCCAAGUUUGUGAUUUUUUUACCGGUCACAGCACUGCCCAGCCUCUACGAGACCUGAGACAUGGCACCCAAAAAGGCCAAGAGAAGGGCAGCGGCAGAAGGGGGCAGCUCCAAUGUCUUCUCCAUGUUCGACCAGACUCAGAUCCAGGAGUUCAAGGAGGCCUUCACUGUCAUUGACCAGAAUCGUGAUGGCAUCAUUGACAAGGAGGACCUCCGGGACACCUUUGCAGCUAUGGGCCGCCUCAACGUGAAGAAUGAAGAGCUAGAUGCCAUGAUGAAGGAAGCCAGCGGGCCCAUCAACUUCACUGUCUUCCUGACCAUGUUUGGGGAGAAGCUAAAGGGUGCUGAUCCUGAGGAUGUAAUCACCGGGGCCUUCAAGGUCCUGGACCCCGAGGGCAAGGGCACCAUCAAGAAGCAGUUCCUCGAGGAGCUGCUCACCACGCAGUGUGAUCGCUUCUCCCAGGAGGAGAUCAAGAACAUGUGGGCCGCCUUCCCCCCCGACGUGGGCGGCAAUGUAGACUACAAGAACAUCUGCUACGUCAUCACGCACGGUGACGCCAAGGACCAGGAGUAGGGGGACCCUCUGGGGCUUCCUUUGACCGGCCAGUCCGACCUCCACCCCCCACCCCCCGACGCCCAAUAAAAAUCGACUGGUCUUUGUUUCUUA